Messenger RNA from Yamadazyma tenuis ATCC 10573, 2013 nucleotides. RefSeq names its product acetate--CoA ligase 1 (gene ACS1). Gene Ontology annotation, molecular function: AMP binding; acetyl-CoA synthetase activity. The record is from RefSeq and is a predicted model, not a curated record. Lineage: Eukaryota; Fungi; Ascomycota; Pichiomycetes; Serinales; Debaryomycetaceae. Gene Ontology annotation, cellular component: cytosol.
AUGGUUGAGUCUCACGUCACUCUUGACCACGAAAAAAUGCAAUUGCCCCCCGAUGGGUUUAAGGAGAGGUCUACUGAAAAGCCCAAUUUGGCUUCUUUUGAAGAGUAUCAAACCUUGUACAAAGAAUCAGUUGAGGACCCUUCUUCUUUCUUUGGUAAAAUGGGUCUGAAGUUUUUGGAUUGGGAGAGGCCCUUUGACCUUGCUAGGUAUCCUGUAUCUACUGAAAAUGAUUUCAAACACGGUGAUAUUCCUUCUUGGUUCAUUAACGGUAAAUUGAAUGCAUCUUAUAACACGGUUGACAGAUGGGCUUUUAAAAACCCCAACAAACCGGCGAUUAUUUAUGAAGGUGAUGAACCUGAUCAAGGAAGGAUCAUCACCUACGGGGAAUUGUUGAAAGAUGUUUCCAAAAUGGCCCAAUGCUUGACCAAAUUGGGUGUUAAAAAGGGUGAUUCUGUUGCAGUUUACUUGCCUAUGAUUCCUGAAGCCAUUGUUACCUUGUUGGCAAUCGUCAGAAUUGGUGCUAUCCACUCGGUGGUGUUUGCUGGUUUUAGUUCAUCCUCUUUGAAGGACAGAAUCUUGGAUGCCAAUUCCAAGAUUGUUGUUACUGCUGAUGAAUCCAAAAGAGGAGGUAAGACUAUUGAAACCAAGAAGAUUGUUGACGAUGCAUUAAAGCAGUGCCCUGAUGUUACCAAUGUUUUGGUUUUCAAGAGAACCGGAAACUCUCAUGUCCCGUUUUUUGAAGGAAGAGAUUUGUGGUGGCACAAUGAGAUGGACAAAUAUGGUCCUUAUUUCCCACCAGUUCCUGUUGAUAGUGAAGACCCAUUGUUCCUAUUGUACACUUCAGGUUCCACUGGAAAACCAAAAGGUGUUCAGCACAAUACGGCUGGUUACUUGUUGGGUGCAAUGUUAACAACCAAGUACGUCUUUGAUGUACAUGAGUCUGACAUUGUUUUCACCGCUGGUGAUGUCGGUUGGAUUACUGGUCAUUCCUAUGUUGUGUAUGGUCCAUUAUUGAAUGGUGCUACAACUGUGGUGUUCGAGGGUACACCAGCUUAUCCGAACUAUUCAAGAUACUGGGAUAUCGUUGACAAGUACAAGGUCAAUAUUUUCUAUGUGGCUCCUACUGCAUUGAGGUUAUUGAAGAGAGCUGGUACCAAGUACAUUGAAAAUUACAAAUUGGAUAGCUUAAGAGUCUUGGGAUCUGUUGGUGAACCAAUUGCUGCUGAAGUUUGGCAUUGGUAUAACGAUAAUGUUGGUAGAGGAAAGGCCCACAUUGUUGAUACCUACUGGCAAACCGAGUCAGGAUCUCACUUGAUGUGUCCCUUGGCUGGUGUCACUCCUACUAAGCCCGGUUCUUGUUCAUUGCCAUUCUUUGGUAUUGUACCUAAGAUCUUAGAUCCUGUUAAUGGUCAUGAAUUGAAUGAAAAUGAUGUGGAAGGAGUUUUGGCAAUCAAAAAUGCAUGGCCUUCGAUCACCAGAGGAAUUUUCAAUGACUAUAGUAGAUAUAUUGAUACUUAUUUGAAGCCUUACCCUAAUCACUAUUUCAGUGGAGAUGGUGCUGCUAGAGACAAGGAUGGAUUCUACUGGAUCUUAGGUAGAGUUGAUGAUGUGGUCAAUGUUAGUGGCCAUAGAUUGUCAACUGCUGAAAUUGAGGCUGCUUUGAUCGAACAUGAAUUGGUGGGAGAAUCUGCAGUAGUUGGUUAUGCUGAUGACUUGACUGGUCAAGCUGUUGCUGCUUAUGUUUCAUUGAAAUCAACUGUUAAAGUUGACGACGUUGAAGCUGUUAAGAAAGAAUUGAUUUUGACUGUCAGAAAAGAAAUUGGCCCAUUCGCAGCUCCCAAGUUGAUUUUAUUAGUUGAUGAUUUGCCAAAGACUAGGUCUGGAAAGAUCAUGAGAAGAAUUUUGAGAAAAGUCUUAGCAGGAGAAGAAGAUCAAUUAGGUGAUAUUUCUACUUUAUCCAACCCAGGAGUGGUUGAACAAAUUAUCAAUGUUGUCAAGUCUGCUAAGAAAUAA